Sinocyclocheilus anshuiensis is the source of this 4500-nucleotide messenger RNA. It is a transcript of the gene kif5ba, whose product is annotated as kinesin family member 5B, a. Bases 194 to 3103 code for a protein of 969 amino acids. Gene Ontology annotation, biological process: microtubule-based movement. The transcript is spliced from 26 exons. NCBI's taxonomy places the organism in Eukaryota, Metazoa, Chordata, Actinopteri, Cypriniformes, Cyprinidae. Gene Ontology annotation, molecular function: microtubule binding; ATP binding; microtubule motor activity. The record is from RefSeq and is a predicted model, not a curated record.
GGUGACAAGUGCGAAGUGACGUUACCGAACCGGGGGCCGGGUGAUCUUCCAACGCGGCUCUUUCUGUGUAGUAGUCACACGGGCCGGGAAACAACAACCCAGGCCGGGAUUUUGGAGCGAGGCGGUGUCCCCACCCCUCCGUCCGUGUGCGUGUGUUCUGGCCGGUGUUCUCGUGAUUCGGUAACCGGGAAAGAUGGCGGACCCGGCGGAGUGCACCAUUAAAGUAAUGUGCCGUUUCAGGCCAUUGAAUAGCUCGGAGGUGACGAGGGGGGACAAAUACAUCCCCAAAUUUCAGGGAGAGGACAGCGUCGUUAUCGGGGGUAAGCCGUAUGUGUUUGACAGAGUUUUCCAGUCCAAUACUUCUCAGGAGCAAGUGUACACAGCCUGCGCUCAACAAAUCGUCAAAGAUGUACUUGGUGGCUAUAAUGGAACCAUUUUCGCCUAUGGUCAGACAUCCUCUGGCAAAACGCACACAAUGGAGGGAAAUCUCCAUGACACAGAUGGAAUGGGAAUCAUUCCCAGAAUAGUGCAAGACAUCUUUAACUACAUUUACUCUAUGGAUGAAAACCUGGAGUUCCACAUUAAAGUGUCAUAUUUUGAGAUUUAUCUGGAUAAGAUUCGGGACCUGUUGGAUGUUUCAAAGACUAAUUUAUCUGUACAUGAAGACAAAAACAGGGUUCCUUAUGUCAAGGGCUGCACUGAGCGAUUUGUUUCCAGUCCAGAGGAAGUGAUGGACACUAUUGACGAGGGCAAAUCCAACAGACAUGUAGCUGUGACAAACAUGAAUGAACACAGCUCCAGGAGUCACAGUAUCUUCCUGAUCAAUGUGAAGCAGGAGAACACACAGACAGAACAGAAGCUCAGCGGGAAACUCUACCUAGUCGACUUGGCAGGCAGUGAGAAGGUCAGUAAAACAGGAGCUGAAGGCGCUGUGCUGGAUGAAGCCAAAAACAUCAACAAGUCUCUGUCAUCUCUGGGCAACGUGAUAUCGGCCUUAGCCGAGGGCUCGGCGUACGUUCCAUACAGAGACAGUAAAAUGACAAGGAUCUUGCAGGAUUCUCUGGGUGGAAACUGCAGGACCACCAUCGUCAUCUGCUGUUCUCCUUCCUCAUAUAACGAGGCCGAGUCCAAAUCCACCCUUAUGUUCGGACAGAGAGCCAAGACUAUUAAGAACACAGUGAUUUUGAAUGUAGAGCUGACAGCAGAGCAAUGGAAGAAGAAAUAUGAGAGAGAGAAGGAACGAAACAAGAGCCUUCGAAACACCAUCACAUGGCUGGAGAACGAACUCAACCGCUGGAGAAAUGGUGAAACGGUGCCUGCAGAGGAGCAAUUUGAUAAGGAGAAGAUUAAUGCUGAAGUGUUGGCACUGGAUAACACAACUAAUAAUGAUAAAUUUGCAUCCACACCAAGCAUGCCGCCCAUGCCAGGGAUGCUCGGGGCCCGACUCGGCGAUGUUGAGAAAGAAAAAUGUGAGGUUGAACUCGUCAAACUUUACAAGCAGCUUGAUGACAAGGAUGAAGAGAUUAAUCAGCAGUCUCAGCUGGUGGAGAAGCUCAAGCAGCAGAUGUUGGACCAGGAAGAGUUGCUGGCCUCGUCAAGAAGAGACCAUGAUAACCUGCAGGCAGAGCUGACACGUUUACAGCUGGAGAACGAGGCAUCUAAAGAGGAGGUGAAGGAGGUGCUGCAGGCCCUGGAGGAGCUCGCUGUCAACUACGACCAGAAAAGUCAGGAGGUGGAGGACAAAACCAAGGAGUUUGAAGCCCUUAGCGAAGAACUUGGUCAGAAAUCUAGUACUCUGGCAUCUAUAGACUCAGAGCUGCAGAAACUGAAAGAAAUGGCCAAUCACCAGAAGAAGAGGGUAACUGAGAUGAUGUCAUCACUGCUCAAAGAUCUGACUGAGAUUGGCAUUGCAGUGGGCAACAAUGACAUCAAGCAGCAUGAGGGCAGUGGUCUUAUAGAUGAAGAGUUCACUGUAGCCAGACUCUACAUCAGUAAGAUGAAGUCAGAAGUCAAAUCGAUGGUCAAACGUUGCAAGCAGUUGGAAAACACUCAGUCUGAGAGCAACAAAACGAUGGAUGAAACUGAUAAGGAGCUUGCAGCAUGCCAGUUACGCAUCUCCCAGCAUGAGGCGAAAAUUAAAUCUCUGACGGAGUAUCUGCAGAAUGUAGAGCACAAGAAGAGACAGCUGGAGGAGGAUGUGGACUCUCUCAAUGAGGAGCUGGUCAAAAUCAGUGCACAGGAGAAGGUUCAUGCAAUGGAGAAAGAGAGUGAGAUUCAGAGUGCCAAUGAGGUGAAGGAGGCGGUUGAGAAGCAGAUCCAGAGUCACAGGGAAGCCCAUCAGAAACAGAUCAGCAGCCUGAGAGACGAACUAGAAACCAAAGAGAAACUGAUUACAGAUCUACAAGACCUGAAUCAGAAGAUCUUGUUGGAGCAGGAGCGUUUGAGGGUAGAACAUGAAAAACUCAAAUCCAAUGACCAGGAGAAGAGCCGCAAACUACACGAGCUCACUAUGAUGCAGGACCGCAGAGAACAGGCCAGACAGGAUCUGAAAGGCUUGGAGGAGACUGUGGCCAAAGAGCUGCAGACUCUGCACAACCUCAGGAAACUGUUUGUUCAGGAUCUAGCGACUCGUGUAAAAAAGAGUGCAGAGAUGGACUCUGAUGAAACUGGUGGCAGUGCUGCUCAGAAGCAGAAGAUCUCUUUCCUGGAAAACAAUCUAGAACAACUCACCAAGGUCCACAAACAGCUGGUGCGUGAUAAUGCUGACCUGCGCUGUGAGCUUCCUAAACUGGAGAAGCGUCUGCGGGCGACGGCGGAGCGUGUGAAGGCUCUAGAGUCAGCACUCAAAGAGGCCAAAGAGAACGCGGCCCGUGACCGCAAGCGCUACCAGACAGAGGUGGACCGCAUCAAAGAGGCCGUGAGAGCCAAAAACAUGGCCCGCAGAGGACACUCCGCACAGAUAGCUAAACCCAUCAGGCCUGGACAGCAGCCCGUAGCUUCUCCUACACACCCCAGCAUGGUGCGUGGAGGUGGCGGCGUACUCUACCAGAACAGCCAACCUAUGCCUAUCAGAGGAGGUGGCGCUAAACAAGACAAGAGCUGAAGAUGAGUUUUCUUCCUCACUACCGAAGCUGCAAGAAGUCGUCAUGGAGAUCUGCCAUUCCAUUAACAUAAGCCCUCCUGCUGUUGCACAUGGGAGGACGUCCGAAUCGAAAUAUUCAUGGCUGUACAGUUCCACUCCCCAUCUUUUUUUUCCCUCCAAAGCAAAUUAUUUUAUGAAUAUUGCACUCUCACACAAUGCACCAAACAUGAUAUAAAAGGUAAAUCAAGAAAUAAAUGUAAGCAAAGUGAACAAUUUACACAGAAGCCAGUGCAAUCAGCUCUAAUCAGUCUUCAGCUGCUCUCUGCUCAGAUAUUCCUCUGUGAAAGUACUCUGAACAGAUUCAGAUCAGAAACCAGAUUGGUUUUACUUUUUGUGGUAACUAAUAAAGGUGGAAAAGAUUGUAGACAUGAGUAACCGGGCCUUACACAGCAGGCUAAUGCUGGAAGCAUUUCAAUUUAAACUUGCGGUUGCAAAGGCUAAUGGUUAGAUUUUGUUGAUGUUGUUUUUUAGCCAAACAACUGAAUGUUGUCCUGUUCUGCUUUUCACAGAUCACAUCUUGCAUAUCCAAGUUCUUAUUUUAACAGUCAUAAACAUCUGUAUUUAAGAUAGCUGUGUGUAUUAUUCUUACUUUUUCUGCAUGUAUCCUCACUAAUACGUCACUUUGUAUUUGGACUUGUAUGUCUAAGUGGUCAGCUGACAUCUGUAGAAGUCCUCAGGUGACGUUGUUGCUUUCUUGCUCUGCCACUGUUACUGAUCAGCCAAUCAGUUUAGCAGAAUGAUGUGGGCGGGCUUAUGUUUCAUACACUAAGAAUUUGCAUCUCCUUGAGGACAUUGCAGACAUUUGUUGUUUAGUUUGAAUUCAAGCUAGAAUUCUCCUUUUUGUGGAGCAGGACAUAAUUCCUAAUCUGUGUCGUUAUUACUCAAGAUAGCCUUAAAUAUUUUUGUUUACACUUAACACUCCUGAUAUUGUUAAAGAAAUGCUUAUGAAUUGUGAAUUACAGGACAGGACAACCUUCUGUAUCAUUUUCAACUGUAUUGCUUUCUGGGUGUUUUGUACCUAUAAGCGUCGUCAUAAGGGCCAUUAAGAGCGCGGUUGUGUUAUUAGCCCUAAAUUCUUCCCUUUUCAGUGCAUGAAGGAUAAUUGAUUGACGUUCAUGGGGAAUGCCACACAUUUAAUUAAACUUAAAAUAAUAACAUUUUUUUAUUACUGUGUAAUAGAAACUCCAUGACUUGUUGACAGAGUUCCACCAAUGGACAAAGGCGCUGGAUCAUUCCAAGUGUACAAGGUGUUUUUGGAAGAUUCUGGUUGAAGGAAAAGAGUGAGAGGGGAUGAAAUUACUGAUGACACUUUUUCUGGAUGAACUGCAUGUAUGUGUGAUUAAAACAAUAUUCUGAAA